GUAUAGCGAAUAAAAAGGAAAAUAAAAAGUACAUGGAUAAAAAAGCGUGAAAAUAGCCAAAGCAGAGGUACGACAAUUUUGAUUAAUGGUGCACGAUACGAUAUUACGGUGCCCGAGACCCAGACCCACACCGAGAUAAACAUGGCGACGAAAAAGCUGACAACCGGCCUUACUGGCCUGGCCGUGGCAACGCACCCCCACCACAUGCUGGGAGUCCUCUAUGGCAAGAUCCUCAGGUGCCUGCAGAAGAUGCCCUCAGAUGCUGCUUACCGGAAGUACACGGAACAGAUUGUCACGGAGCGGUACAACUAUGUGAAAACGGAAACUGAUGUUAACAAGCUUGAGAAGGCUAUCGAUUCAGGCCAGCUGGAAGAGGUCAUCAAACAAGCAGAAAAUGAACUAUCUCUUGCACGGAAAAUGCUUGACUGGAAGCCAUGGGAGCCCCUCCAGCAGGAGCCACCACAGGGACAGUGGAAGUGGCCCUUGUAGAGGACAGCAGCAGCAGCAGGUGUUCCUUCAGUCUUUGAAUUUGUUAAAAAUAUCUAGAGGAGUAAGCAAUGCUUCUAAAUGUAUAUAUAUAUUUAAAAUAUUUCUUUAACAAGUUGUACAUGAAGUAGCUUAAGUAAAUUUUGAACUGGU
This is a messenger RNA of Eriocheir sinensis (Chinese mitten crab), 639 nucleotides long. RefSeq names its product NADH dehydrogenase [ubiquinone] 1 alpha subcomplex subunit 5-like (gene ND-13B). The record is from RefSeq and is a predicted model, not a curated record. Gene Ontology annotation, biological process: respiratory electron transport chain. The coding region runs from base 142 to 489 and encodes 115 amino acids. NCBI's taxonomy places the organism in Eukaryota, Metazoa, Arthropoda, Malacostraca, Decapoda, Varunidae. The transcript is spliced from 3 exons.